CAGGGAUAAAGUGCAGUGCGCAUGCGUAAGGCCACAGAGCGGUGGAAGACUCUGGACCGCAGGACACUGAACAGUUCAAACGCAGCGGAGCCAGCGACAGGAACACAAGACUACAACUCCAAACUAUCUAAGAAAGAAAGCGGGGGGAAAACCCGUUAACGAGAUGCCGGUUACAGAGAAAGACUUGGCAGACGACGCGCCAUGGAAGAAAAUCCAACAAAACACUUUUACGCGCUGGUGCAACGAGCACUUAAAGUGUGUGAACAAGAGGAUAGCCGACUUACAGUUGGACCUGAGCGACGGGCUGCGACUUAUCGCCCUGCUGGAGGUACUGAGCCAGAAGAAGAUGUACCGAAAGUAUCAUGCUAGACCUACUUUCCGCCAGAUGAAACUCGAGAACGUGUCCGUGGCGCUGGAGUUCUUGGACCGGGAGAAUAUCCGACUCGUUUCCAUAGACUCUAAGGCCAUAGUGGAUGGUAACAUGAAACUGAUCCUGGGCAUGGUGUGGACCCUGAUCCUCCACUACUCCAUCUCCAUGCCAGUGUGGGAAGACGAGGUGGAUGACGAGGCCGAGAAGAAGACUCCAAAGCAGAGGCUUCUGGGAUGGAUCCAGAAUAAAGUGCCAGACUUGCCCAUCAACAACUUCAGCAGAGACUGGCAGAGUGGCAAGGCCCUGGGAGCCCUGGUCGACAGCUGUGCUCCAGGUCUGUGUCCUGACUGGGAGACGUGGGACAACAAGCCCUCGGACAACGCCCAAGAGGCCAUGCAGCUAGCUGACGACUGGCUGGGCAUCCCUCAGGUGAUUGCACCAGAGGAGAUCAUUGACCCCAGUGUGGAUGAACAGUCCGUGAUGACCUACCUGUCCCAAUUCCCAAAAGCCAAACUGAAGCCUGGUGCUCCCCUCAAACCCAAACUCAACCCCAAGAAGGCCCGUGCAUAUGGACCAGGUCUGGAGCCAGUAGGUAACAGGGUGUUGCGUCCUGCUGUCUUCACGGUGGAUGCUUUCAGUGCAGGUCAGGGACAGGUCACUGUUUACGUGGAGGAUCCAGAAGGAACCAGAGAAGAGGUGAAGGCGGUUCCUAACGAAGGGAAGAAAACCUUCAGUGUCACCUACAUACCCCAGGUUAUGGGUCAUCACAAGGUGACUGUGCUGUUUGCAGGCCAGCAGAUCCCCAAGUCUCCGUUUGAGGUGAGCGUGGACAAGGCUCAGGGAGACUCCACCAAGGUUACAGCCAAAGGGCCUGGACUGGAAGCUAUAGGAAACAUAGCCAACAAACCUACGUACUUCGACAUCUACACUGCAGGGGCAGGAGUGGGAGAAGUGUCGGCUUUAAUCAAGGAUCCCCAGGGCAGACCGUUGGAGGCCAUGGUGGAGGAUAAGGGAGACAGUGUGUUCAGGUGUACCUACAAGCCCACCCAGCAAGGUCCUCACACAAUCACCGUCACCUUCGGAGGCAUCGCCAUACCCAAGAGUCCUUCUACUGUCAACAUUGGACCAGCGUCAAUGCCAGGGUCGUGUCGUGCCACAGGGCGUGGCCUCCAGCCCAGAGGUGUCAGAGUGAAACAGGUGGCUGACUUCAGAGUGGACACCAGGAACGCAGGGAGUGGGGAUCUCAAGGUCUCAGUCAAAGGCCCCAAAGGUAUGGAGGAGCCAGUGAAACAGAAGGAGUCUGGUGAUGGGGUGUUUAACUAUGACUAUUACCCUCACGCCCCUGGGAAGUACACUGUCACCAUCACCUGGGGAGGACAGCACAUCCCUAAGAGUCCGUUUGAGGUGGGUGUUGGUCCGGAGGCGGGCCCUCAGAAGAUCAGGGCCUGGGGGCCAGGUCUGGAGGGAGGCAUGGUGGGUAAAUCGGCUGACUUUGUGGCGGAAUCCAUCGGCACUGAUGUGGGAGUUCUGGGCUUUGCCAUCGAGGGCCCGUCCCAGGCUAAAAUAGAGUGUGAGGACCAGAACGAUGGUUCAUGUGAUGUGAAGUACUGGCCAUCGGAGGCAGGGGAGUACGCUGUCCACGUGAUGUGUGACGACGACGAUAUAGAGGAUAGUCCCUUCAUGGCUUACAUCGUUCCUGACAACCAGGACAUCAACCCCAGCUUGGUGAAGGCCUACGGUCCAGGCCUGGAGAAGAGUGGCUGUGUCAUCAACAAACCGGCAGAAUUCACUGUCAACACUAAGGAUGCUGGGACAGGCCCCCUGAAGAUCUCUGCCCAGAGUGCCGAGGGCGGUCCCCUCGACGUUAAGGUGAAGAAGACUGGAGACGGUGUCUACGCCUGUUCCUACACGCCCGUUGCCGCGGUCAAACACACAGUCGCCAUCACCUGGGCAGGAGUCAGUGUACCCAACAGUCCCUUCAGGGUGACUGUUGGGAAGGGCAGCCAUCCUCACAAGGUGAAGGUUUUCGGUCCAGGAAUAGAGAGGACUGGACUGAAGGCCAAUGAACCCACACACUUCACUGUGGACUGCACAGAGGCUGGGGAAGGGGACGUGAGUGUGGGUAUCAAGUGUGAUGCCAAUAUAAUCAGUGAUAAAGAGGAGGACGUGGACUUCGAUAUCAUCCCAAAUGCCAACGACACCAUCACUGUGAAGUACAUCCCUCCUGGAGCUGGACGGCUCACCAUCAAGGUCCUCUUCACUGACCAGGAGAUUCCCAUCAGCCCGUUCAGGGUCAAAGUGGAACCUUCCCAUGAUGCCACCAAGGUCAAGGUCGAGGGUCCUGGAGUGGCUCGUUCAGGAGUGGAGUGUGGCAAACCGACCCAUUUUACGGUGCACACUAAAGGAGCAGGCAAGGCUCCCGUGGACGUCCAGUUCACUGGUACCGGCAAGGGAGACGCUGUCCAAGACUAUGACAUCAUCGACAACUACGACUACUCGCAUACCGUCAAGUAUACUCCAAUACAACAGGGAGAGAUGGUAAUCAUCAUAACGUUUGGAGGAGAUGUCAUCCCCAAGAGUCCCUUUGCUGUGGGAGUGGCUGCCCCUCUGGAUGUCACCAAGGUCCAGGUCAACAACCUGGAUGGCAGAGUGGAGGUGGGGCAGGACCAGGAGUUUGUGGUGGGCACCAAGGGAGCGGGAGGCCAGGGUAAACUGGAGGUGAAGAUCAGCAGCCCUAGCGGUAAGCUUGUCCCCUGUGUGUUGGAGGCUCAGCCUGGGAAGAAACCCGAGAACAGCACGGUGAAGUACAUCCCCAAGGAGGAGGGUCUCUAUGCUGUGGAGGUGAACUACGAUGGACACCCAAUCCCAGGCAGCCCCUUCCCUGUGGAGGCCACACUGCCUCCAGACCCCAGCAAGGUUAAGGCGUUUGGUCCAGGUCUGAAGGGAGGUUUGGUGGGGAAUCCCGCUGAGUUCACCAUCGACACUAAGGGUGCAGGGACCGGUGGCCUGGGCCUGACUGUGGAGGGGCCCACCGAAGCCAAGAUCGAGUGUUCUGAUAACGGGGACGGGACCUGUAGCGUGUCUUACCUACCCACGGAGCCAGGAGAGUACCUGGUUAACAUCCUGUUUGAGGAGACCCAUAUCCCAGGAUCCCCCUUCCACUCUGACGUCAACUGCCCCUUUGACCCCACCAAGGUGGUGGCAUCUGGCUCGGGGCUGAAGAGGGCCAAGGUGGGAGAGGUCAGUGUGGUGAAUGUGGACUGUUCCAGGGCUGGACCGGGUCAACUCACCCUGGACGCUGCCUCUGAUUCUGGCAACAAUAAGGCGAAGACUGAGGUGAUCGACAACAAAGAUGGCACCUACACAGUGACCUACGUGCCCCUGACCGCUGGGAUGUACACCCUGCUACUGAAGUACGGAGGCAAGGCGACGCCCGGGUUCCCUGCCAAGGUGAUGGUCGACCCCGCAGUGGACACAUCCAGAAUCCAGGUGUUUGGCCCCGGAGUGGAGGGAAAAGCGUUGUUCCGGGAAGCUACUACGGAGUUCACAGUAGAUGCCAGGUCUCUGACUAAGAAGGGAGGUGACCACAUCAAAGCCCAGGUCAGAAAUCCCUCUGGUGCCAUGACUGACUGUAUCGUCACUGACAAGGCGGACGGGACCUAUGGCAUUGAGUACACACCCUUUGAAAACGGAGUCCAUGCUGUGGAGGUGCUGUACGAUGAGUCUCCGGUCCCAAAGAGUCCCUUCCAGGUGGGGGUAGAGGAGGGCUGUGAUCCUACCAGGGUUCUGGCUAAGGGCCCCGGGCUCCAGGAGGCCAUCACAGAGGCCCCCAACAACUUCUCCAUCAUCACCAGAGGGGCAGGUAUCGGAGGCCUGGGCAUCACAGUCGAGGGCCCAUCGGAGUCUAAGAUGUCCUGUAAAGACAAUAAGGACGGCAGCUGUAACGUAGAGUACAUCCCAUUCGUCCCAGGCCUGUACGACGUUAACAUCACGUAUGGAGGAAAACACAUCCCAGGCAGUCCAUUCAAGGUACCAGUGAAGGACAUGGUUGACCCCAGCAAGGUGAAGAUCUCUGGACCCGGCGUGAGCUCAGGUGUCCGCGCCAAUAUCCCACAAUCCUUUACUGUGGACUGCAGCAAGGCUGGGGUGGCUCCGCUGUCUGUAGCCGUCACCGCACCAAAAGGUGUGGCUGAGCCGGUGGAGGUGACUAACAACGGAGAUGGAACACACACUGUAGCCUACACCCCUUCAGUGGAGGGACCCUACUCUGUAGUGGUCAAGUACGCUGACGAGGAGAUCACACGCAGUCCCUUCAAGCUGCGAGUGCUGCCUACCCAUGAUGCCAGUAAGGUGGUGGCUAGUGGUCCAGGUCUAACCACCGGAGUGCCAGCCAGCUUUCCAGUGGAGUUCACCAUCGAUGCCAAGGACGCAGGAGAGGGACAACUAUCCGUCCAGAUCACAGACCAAGAUGGGAAGCCGAAAAGGGUUGGUAUCCAGGACAACCGUGACGGGACCUAUCUGGUGUCGUACGUACCUGACAAGGUGGGGCGGUACACCAUCGUGAUCAAGUACGGAGGAGAUGAGAUCCCUGCCUCGCCCUACCGGGUCAGAGCCACGUCCUCAGGAGACGCCAGCAAAUGCACCGUCACAGGUCCUGGUAUCGCCCCCGUCAUCGCGGUCGGGGAAGAGGUGGGCUUUGUGGUGAACGCUAAGGCAGCUGGGAAGGGGAAGGUGACGUGUAUCGUGGUGACGCCGGAUGGGACCGAGGUGGAGGCUGAUGUCAUCCAGAACGAGGACGGAACAUUCGAUAUCUUCUACACCGCCCCGACCCCCGGGAACUAUGUCAUAUACGUACGAUUUGGAGGGGAGAACGUCCCCAAGAGCCCCUUCAAAGUCAUGGCGACUGAUGAGGAUCCAAUGAUGCAGCAACAGUCAGCCAAUCAGCAGUCAGCUGCUCCUGGAGCCGCCGGAUUCCAGCCCUGGGUCACAGACGGGUCCUAUAACCCAGCCAACCGUAUGAACGGAACCGGUUUCAGGCCCUUCGACAUGGUCAUUCCUUUCGCCUUCCGCAAGGGAGAGAUCACAGGUGAGGUCCACAUGCCGUCGGGGAAGACUGCUCAGCCUGAGAUCAUGGACAACAAGGACGGGACAGUCACAGUGAAGUUUGCCCCCACUGAGGCCGGUCUACACGAGAUGCACAUCAAGUACAACGGAACGCACAUUCCAGAGUCUCCUCUGCAGUUCUAUGUGAACAACGCCAACAGUGCCAAUGUGACUGCCUCCGGUCCCGGUCUGGUCUACGGCGUCGCCAACAAGACCGCCAUGUUCACCAUCUACACAGAGGACGCUGCCGAGGGAGGUUUGGACUUGGCCAUCGAGGGUCCUUCCAAGGCAGAUAUCACCUGUGUGGAUAAUAAAGAUGGUACCUGCACAGUGACCUACCUUCCUGUUCUCCCUGGAGACUACCAUAUCCUGGUCAGAUACAACGACAAGCACAUCGCUGGCAGCCCCUUCAACGCUAGGAUCACCGAGGAGAAACGUUGUUCCCAGUUGAAGUUGGGUUCUGCAGCUGACUUCUCCCUGGACAUUACAGAAACUGACCUGUCUCUACUUACCGCCAGCAUCAAAGCCCCCUCUGGCCGCGACGAACCCUGUCUGCUCAAGAGACAGCCCAACAACCACAUCGGUAUUUCCUUCAUCCCGAGGGAGGUUGGGGAGCACGUGGUGAGCAUCAAGAAGAAUGGCUGCCAUGUUCCCAACAGCCCCAUCACAAUCAUGGUUGUGCAAUCUGAGAUCGGCGAUGCCUCCAAGGUCAAGGUGUACGGACAGGGGCUGGUCGAGGGACACACCUUCGACGUGUCUGACUUUGUGGUCGACACACGAGAAGCAGGUUAUGGGGGUCUGGCCCUAUCUGUUGAGGGACCCAGUAAGGUGGACAUCCAGACCCAGGACGUGGAGGAUGGGACAUGUGUCGUCUCCUACUGCCCGUCAGAACCAGGCUCUUACAUCGUCUCCGUACGCUUCGCUGACCAACACGUGCCAGGUAGCCCGUUCUCGGUGAAGGUGACCGGUGAGGGCCGUAUCAGAGAGAGCAUCACCAGGAGACAGAAGGCUGCUUCCAUAGCCACUGUCGGUAGUGUCUGUGACCUCAACCUCAAGAUACCAGAGAUCGACAUCCAUGACGUGUCAGCCCAGGUAACCAGUCCCUCUGGCGCCACAGAGAAGGCAGACAUGGAGGCGGUGGGGCCCAGCACCUACUGCGUACGCUUCGUUCCCCAUGAGAUGGGAAUUCACACGGUGGAUGUGAAAUACAGGGACCAGCACAUUCCAGGGAGCCCCUUCCAGUUCACUGUGGGGCCCCUGGGAGAGGGAGGGGCUGGAAAGGUCAGGGCUGGUGGACCAGGCCUGGAGAAGGCCGAGUGUGGAGAACCAGCUGAGUUCAGUAUCUGGACACGGGAGGCUGGUGCCGGUGGUCUGUCCGUCGCUGUAGAGGGGCCCAGCAGAGCUGAGAUCUCCUUUGAAGACAGGAAGGAUGGAUCCUGUGAGGUGUCCUACGUAGCUCAGGAGCCUGGUGACUACGAGGUGUCUGUGAAGUUCAACGAGGAGCACAUCCCAGACAGCCCGUACCUUGUGCCUGUCGUGGCGCCUACGGACGACGCCCGGCGUCUCACUGUUGCUAGUCUUCAGGAGUCUGGCCUCAAGGUAAACCACCCAGCAUCCUUUGCGGUACAUCUGAACGGUGCCAAGGGAACCAUCGACGCCAAGGCCCACUCACCCUCUGGAGCUCUGGAGGAAUGUGCUGUGUCUCAGCUAGAGCAAAAUAAGUAUGCUAUCAGGUUCAUUCCGCGUGAGAACGGGCUCCACUCCGUCGACGUCCAGUUCAAUGGCAGCCACAUCCCCGGGAGCCCCUUCCAGGUGCGGGUGGGAGAGCCUGGUCAGAGUGGAGACGCAGGGCUGGUCACUGCACACGGAGCUGGACUGGAGAGAGGGACCACAGGCCAGCAGUCAGAGUUCAUCAUCAACAACACCAAGGCGGGCCCCGGGGCCCUGGCGGUGACGAUUGAGGGCCCCUCCAAGGUCAAGAUGGACUGCCAGGAGUGUUCAGAGGGAUACAAGGUCCAGUACACUCCCAUGGCCCCUGGGAACUACCUGGUUUCCAUCAAAUAUGGAGGACCCAACCACAUCACUGGCAGCCCCUUCAAGGCCAAAGUCACAGGUCAGCGCCUGGUGAAUGUGAGUAACGCCAGUGAGACGUCCUCCCUGAUGGUGGAGUCAGUAACCAAAUCAUCCAGUACCAACUCUCACAGCGCCCUGCCUCGUUCUGCCUCCGACGCCAGUAAGGUGGCCACCCGUGGCCCAGGCCUCAGCAAGGCCUACAUGGGUCAGAGAGCCAGCUUCUCCGUCGACUGCAGCAAGGCUGGUAAGAACAUGUUGCUGGUUGGCGUCCACGGCCCCCACAUCCCCUGCGAGGAGGUAUCAGUGAAACACAUGGGGAACGUGCAGUAUAACGUCUCCUAUAUCCUCAAGGAGAAGGGCGACUACAUCCUGGUUGUCAAGUGGGGCGAGGAUCACGUCCCCGGCUCCCCCUUCCAUGUCACUGUCCCCUAGAGACCUGGGCGAAGCUCCAAAUGGCACCCUUAUUCCCUCUGUAGUGCACUACGUUGACCAGUACUGCAUGAGGAAUAGUGUACACUUUACUGUCCUCUCUUCACCUCUAUGCCAUCUGUCUACCAGACGGUCCUCUUCACCUCUAUGCCAUCUGUCUACCAGACGGUCCUCUUCACCUCUAUGCCAUCUGUCUACCAGACGGUCCUCUUCACCUCUAUGCCAUCUGUCUACCAGACGGUCCUCUUCACCUCUAUCCCAUCUGUCUACCAGACGGUCCUCUUCACCUCUAUCCCAUCUGUCUACCAGACUGCCAUGGAGGGGAGGAGCCAGAUAUUUGUUUAAACACAAAAACCCCUUAAUACACCCUAUAGUUAUUAUUAUGAAUGGAACAAUUUGCACUCAACAAUAAUAUAGUUUAAAGUAAAUGAAUGACAUUGUUAUCAACUAAAUAUGUCAAAACAAGUUAACCGAGCCCAAGUGAUUAAGUCUAGACUUAAGUUUUUUGUUUACUACUGAUGGUUGUGGUGAUUGUACAGCAACACUAUAGAUGUUAUCCUAUGUUUUCAGCCUAAACACCUGUGAUUCAGCCAUGCUGAAUGCUGCACAAGAUCACUACUCAACCAACCCCUAAUUGUUCUGUUUCUACAAACUACUGUUUUUUUUUUUGCGUGUGUGUGGACUGGACUGAGAGUUCUGCGACUGUCUUCAUGGUGGGUUAAAAAAUGCGCUCUUUAAAAGCUGGAAUGUUCUGGGGUUUUUGUACCGCCUUAUUCAGACCUGUUCUUUAUUUAGCUGUUGACCCCAAGUCUUACGUAUUAAUAACUAUGUAAUGUAGGUCGAUAGGAGAAGAGAUGCAACUGAACUAAAUGGUAGUCUACUCUCUUAACGUUGGACUUUGUCGUAAUCUGAAUUGGUUUCUGUUCAGCUUUUGAAUUAGCGUUUUGACCUUAAUCUGUACGUCAACUCUUCUCUUACCCCAAAAAAAACCAAUCCGUCUCGAGGACUUUGCCAAUUCCUGUCCUUAUAACCUGUAUCUUCAGCAAUAACUUCUGAGAAUAAAUAUGUAUUUGUACUUUC
Oncorhynchus nerka (sockeye salmon) is the source of this 9055-nucleotide messenger RNA. RefSeq names its product filamin B, like (gene flnba). Gene Ontology annotation, molecular function: actin filament binding. The coding region runs from base 164 to 7978 and encodes 2604 amino acids. The record is from RefSeq and is a predicted model, not a curated record. Gene Ontology annotation, biological process: actin cytoskeleton organization. The transcript has 46 exons. NCBI's taxonomy places the organism in Eukaryota, Metazoa, Chordata, Actinopteri, Salmoniformes, Salmonidae.